This is a messenger RNA of Meriones unguiculatus (Mongolian gerbil), 1080 nucleotides long. RefSeq names its product transgelin 3 (gene Tagln3). The transcript is spliced from 5 exons. Bases 162 to 761 code for a protein of 199 amino acids. Gene Ontology annotation, molecular function: protein binding. Lineage: Eukaryota; Metazoa; Chordata; Mammalia; Rodentia; Muridae. The record is from RefSeq and is a predicted model, not a curated record.
GCUCCACGCACCGUCAGCUGCCGAUUGUCGAGACAUCCUUUCUCCCGCCUGUUAAUUACCUGCUCUGGGAAUCUCACGCAAAGUGCUGCGGAGACGGGGAGCAAGGAACCAUCGCCCACUUCCACCCCCACCGGCUGUCUGGGGGUGUCAGGCUCACGAAGAUGGCUAACAGAGGCCCGAGCUAUGGUUUAAGCCGCGAGGUGCAGGAGAAGAUCGAGCAGAAGUAUGACGCGGACCUGGAGAACAAGCUGGUGGACUGGAUCAUCCUACAGUGUGCCGAGGACAUAGAGCACCCGCCCCCGGGCAGGGCCCAUUUUCAGAAAUGGUUGAUGGACGGGACGGUCCUGUGCAAGCUGAUAAACAGUUUAUAUCCACCAGGACAAGAACCUAUCCCCAAGAUCUCAGAGUCAAAGAUGGCUUUUAAGCAGAUGGAGCAGAUCUCUCAGUUCCUGAAAGCGGCCGAGGUCUAUGGUGUUAGGACCACUGACAUCUUUCAAACAGUGGAUCUGUGGGAAGGGAAGGACAUGGCAGCUGUUCAGAGGACUCUGAUGGCUCUAGGCAGCGUUGCUGUUACCAAGGAUGAUGGCUGCUACAGGGGAGAGCCAUCCUGGUUUCACAGGAAAGCCCAACAGAAUCGGAGAGGAUUUUCAGAGGAGCAGCUUCGCCAGGGUCAGAAUGUCAUAGGCCUGCAGAUGGGCAGCAACAAGGGCGCGUCCCAGGCAGGCAUGACGGGGUACGGGAUGCCCCGGCAGAUCAUGUAAGAUGCCACAGUUUGCUCCCUGGUAGAGAGGACAAAUGUUCCACACCACAGUUCGUGACAAAGAAUUAGAUAGUCACCUUCUCUUUCUCAAAGCCUUCUGUCCCCUGUUCUUGCAAGUGCUGCAUUUCUGCUGAGAGUCCACGCUGCCUACUGCUGCCACCUUUCCUUCCUUUAGAACUAUGCAAAGACUCCGCUUCCUGUUUCUGACCACCUGUGCCCUAAGGUCUCUGUUUGUUUGAUUAUUUAUUUAUUUAUUUGCCAAAAAAAUAUUUCUCUCCUUGACUUACAGAACAAACCUAAUAAACAAAUUAGUCUGUGUU